ACCAAAGAUGGCCGAAAAGAAAGUCCAUCAAAGGUGCCCUGCGAAGUGCCUGUGGGUUAUGUCGAGAUAAACAAAUUGAGGUCCUCUUUCUUUAGCGAGCUAACUAGCUGAAUGCUAUCGUUCAGGUAUUCACAUAUGCGGUAACAGGACUGUGUUAAUGAGUAGAAAUGUCUGGUAUCGCUCUUAGUAGACUGUCACAGGAGCGCAAAGCAUGGAGGAAAGACCACCCAUUUGGUUUUGUUGCUGUGCCUACCAAAAAUCCUGAUGGCACUAUGAACCUUAUGAACUGGGAAUGCGCCAUUCCAGGGAAGAAGGGGACACUGUGGGAGGGAGGCCAAUACAAACUCCGAAUGCUGUUCAAAGAUGACUAUCCUUCCUCGCCGCCAAAAUGCAAGUUUGAACCGCCCAUUUUCCACCCCAAUGUCUACCCAUCUGGCACGGUGUGUCUUUCCAUCCUGGAGGAGGAGAAGGACUGGAGGCCAGCCAUCACCAUCAAACAGAUCCUGUUGGGUAUCCAAGAGCUACUCAAUGAACCCAACAUCCAAGACCCAGCACAAGCAGAAGCCUAUACAAUUUACUGUCAGAACAGAAUGGACUAUGAGAAGAGGGUGAGGGCGCAGGCCAAGAAGUUUGCCCCCACAUAAAGCUCAGCUGAACAUCUGCCUGAGAAGCCUGAUACAACACCUGGGUACUGAACAGCAAGCAGCACUUAGAGGACCAAUCCAAUGAUCAAUCUACAAUUUGAUAUGUUCUUCUUUACAUGAGAGAAAUGUAAUGUAGCCUACAUGAGAGCCAAUUUAAAACAAGAAAUAAUAUUUUUGUCCAAAUUUCUUUUUGCCUAGUUCACUUCUAAAGCAUGCUUAAAUCACAUGCCUAAAACACUUUCAUAUAAUUUAAUAAGACGCCGUUUGCAUUUGUGAUCUGUAAAUCAGGAAGCUACUUUGCCUGAUAUUUAGUCUUAUCAAAUAUCACUUAUUUAAUAACAAAUCAUUUGAAAUUGUAGUGUCUGAUACAUCAUUUUGAAACUGAAUCUGUACUUAAAUAAAUUACCCCCCAAAAAGCAGACAGAAAAUCACCCAAACGUAAGUGAGCCUUAUUUUUCGAAAUGUCUGGUCACAUUGAAUUUAAUUGUAGAUUUUUAUUGGGAUGCCCCUUUAAUAAGAUGAAUGUCAGAGCUGAGAGUGUGCUGCAUAGAGAGCUGAAGAGGUUUACCUCCAAAGACUUGAGUGUAUGUACAUAAUAUAAAUAUGUAGGUCCAUAUGGAUCUUAUGUUCUUUUCUAUUGUUUUAGCAAGUUGAUAUUUGUGUGUGUGGUAUUAAAAGUAAUGAACACAUUUUAAAUGUAAGAAUUGUGAAAUAAAGUUAAUUGAAUGGAAAAAUACAAA
Salmo salar (Atlantic salmon) is the source of this 1384-nucleotide messenger RNA. Its product is annotated as SUMO-conjugating enzyme UBC9. Lineage: Eukaryota; Metazoa; Chordata; Actinopteri; Salmoniformes; Salmonidae. The record is from RefSeq and is a predicted model, not a curated record.